This is a messenger RNA of Helianthus annuus (common sunflower), 1624 nucleotides long. Its product is annotated as hippocampus abundant transcript-like protein 1. Gene Ontology annotation, cellular component: membrane. The coding region runs from base 135 to 1451 and encodes 438 amino acids. The transcript has 14 exons. The record is from RefSeq and is a predicted model, not a curated record. Gene Ontology annotation, biological process: transmembrane transport. Gene Ontology annotation, molecular function: transmembrane transporter activity. Lineage: Eukaryota; Viridiplantae; Streptophyta; Magnoliopsida; Asterales; Asteraceae.
CAUCAUUCAAACCAAUAAAAUAACACUCCCAUACCUACCAACUCCAUCAUUUGCAUUCAUCUUCUCCAUAUAUACACACACCCAAAACAGACAAAACUGACUCAAUCAUUUCAUCAAACACCUUACCUGCAACAAUGGCGAGAUGGUGGGAGGGUGCUCUGGAGCUCAAACCACUGCUCCACCUCUUGUUUCCACUCUGUUUUCACUGGAUUGCCGAAGAAAUGACCGUUUCUGUGCUUGUUGACGUCACCACUGAAGCUCUAUGCCCCGGUCAAAACACCUGUUCUGAAGCUAUUUAUCUCAAUGGCCUUCAACAGACUAUUGUAGGAAUAUUCAAGAUGAUCAUGCUUCCAAUUCUAGGCCAGCUUUCAGAUGAGUACGGACGUAAACCACUUCUUCUUGUAACGGUUUCCACAACCAUAAUUCCCUUUACCCUGCUGGCCAUCAGUGAGUCAAAAGCAUUUGUGUAUGCUUAUUAUGUUCUUCGAACGGUUUCAUAUAUUAUUAGUCAAGGAAGUAUUUUCUGCAUUGCCGUUGCUUAUGUGGCAGAUAUUGUUGAUCAUAGAAAACGUGCAGCUGUUUUUAGUUGGAUAACAGGCCUAUUUUCCGCAUCACAUGUCGUCGGAAAUCUCCUAGCACGUUUUCUUCCUGAAGAGUACAUUUUUGAAGUUUCAAUAGCUUUGUUGAUCUUCUGUCCAGUUUAUAUGGCGUUCUUUCUCGUUGAAACGGUUAAAUCAACUCCAAAGCUGGAUCAACAUUCAUCUUAUUUGAAUAAAGCACUCACGGUUGUACAAGAACGUUAUAAAACAAUGAAAUAUGCUGUAAUUAUCGUGUUAAACACUCCGACUUUGAGGAGCAUUUCGGUUAUUUCUUUCUUUUAUGAAUUGGGAAUGUCGGGAAUCAGCACUGUGUUACUGUAUUACCUGAAAGCAGCAUUCGGAUUUGACAAAAAUCAACUUUCAGAAAUCCAAAGCAUAGUUGGUAUAGGUUCAAUCGUUUCUCAGUUGGUGGUGCUUCCUCUUGCUAAUCCGUUAGUUGGCGAGAAAAUAAUAUUAUGUGCAGGCUUAUUAGCAUCAAUAGCUUAUGCAUUGUUUUAUGGCUUUGCAUGGGCUUCUUGGGUACCUUAUCUUAGUGCAUCAUUUGGGGUCAUCUAUAUCCUAGUUAAACCGGCGACUUAUGCAGUUAUAUCAAAAGGAUCAAGAUCAACUGAUCAGGGAAAAGCACAGACUUUUAUUGCUGGUGUGCAAUCAAUUGCAAGCUUGUUAUCACCAUUAGCAAUGACUCCUUUGACUACAUGGUUCUUGUCCACUGAUGCGCCUUUUGACUGCAAAGGCUUUAGUAUCAUUUGUGCCUCUUUAUGCAUGGUGAUUUCGUUGUGUUUUGCAUGCUCAUUGAAACUGGAAUCGCCGCCAGAUGAUGAAGAUAAUUUGGAAGCACCGCUAGUAUCUUAACCGUGUAAGAGACUAUAAUAAGAUAUUAAUGUGGUUCUAAAUGGUUUGAUUAGUGUAUAUUUAUGGUUUCUUAACUUUAAUUUCAUCUUAAUAUUUUAUUAACUUCUCACUUAUCCUCUCAUGUUUUGUAAGUACAUCAAUAUUUUAAUAUGAAUAGUUUUGUCCAGUUCAAA